Molecule: messenger RNA, 1623 nt
Organism: Triplophysa rosa
Lineage: Eukaryota; Metazoa; Chordata; Actinopteri; Cypriniformes; Nemacheilidae
Gene: slc47a3
Product: solute carrier family 47 member 3
Exons: 17
Coding region: 1-1623 (540 amino acids)
Biological process (GO): xenobiotic detoxification by transmembrane export across the plasma membrane
Cellular component (GO): membrane
Molecular function (GO): xenobiotic transmembrane transporter activity; antiporter activity
Source: RefSeq, a predicted model, not a curated record
AUGAAUAUAGAAGAAAAUACACCACAAUCCACAUGUCAAGGGUGUUUAAGAGUUCUGAGAAGUUUUUUACCAGUGAACUUUAAAACAGAAAUAGUAAACUUGUGUUUUCUUGCUCUGCCUGUGUUUUUGUCCUAUCUGUCCGAGUAUUUAUUAGGUUUUGUAAGCACUGUGUUCUGCGGUCACCUGGGUAGAAUAGAACUUGAUGGUGUUACUCUUGCCACAUCUGUCAUCAAUGUUAUGGGGAUUGGCAUUGGCCAUGGAUUGGCAGCAGCUUGUGACACGCUCAUUUCUCAGGCAUUUGGAAGUGGCAACUUACGUCAAGUUGGUGUUGUAACACAGAGAGCGAUUCUGAUUCUAUUACUCGCGUGUCUGCCAUGCUGCGCCCUGCUUAUCAAUACAGAGUCCAUAUUACUGCUUGUGGGGCAAAGCCCAGAGGUUGCCAAGGUCUCUCAGCUCUACGUGAACAUAUUUUUGCCUGGUCUUCCGGCUUCAUUUAUGUACAUUACUGAAGCCAAAUAUCUACAGAAUCAGGGAAUAGUAUGGCCCCUGGUCAUUACUGGGGUGGCAGCAAAUGCUCUUAAUGUGGUCAUCAACUAUGUUCUCCUCUUUGUCCUGGAUUUUGGAGUUGCAGGAUCAGCAGCUGCCAACAGCAUCUCACAGUAUGCUCUGGCUGUCUCAUUGCUCGUGUACAUCCGCUGGAAAGGUCUCUAUAAGGACACCUGGGCAGGCUGGUCGAUGGACUGUUUAAAGGGGUGGGAGUCUUUUAUCCAUCUGGCUAUUCCAAGUAUGCUUAUGCUUUGUGCAGAAUGGUGGACUUAUGAAAUUGGAGGACUUCUGUCAGGUCUGAUAAGUGAAGUGGAGCUUGGAGCUCAGUCAGUUGUCUAUGGACUUGCAAAUAUUGCAUACAUGUUUCCAUUAGGUUUCAGUGUAGCAGGCAGUGUGAGAGUGGGAAAUGCCAUAGGAGCAGGAGAUGUUGCCCAAGCCAAGAUCUCUGCCAAACUCUCUCUGAUUUGUGCAGUUUCUGUUGCAGUGGUUUUGGCAACCAUCAUUGGUUCUACAAAGGAUGUAGUUGCUUACAUCUUCACAAAUGAUGAAGACAUUAUAAUGAGGGUUGCCACAGUAAUGUAUUUUUAUGCUCCUUUCCAUCUUCUUGAUGCAACAGCGGCAGCAGGUGGCAGUAUAGUAAGAGGUUUAGGCAGGCAGAAGAUCGGCGCAAUCUGCAACCUCUUAGGAUACUACGGCGUUGGGUUUCCUAUUGGAAUAUCCUUGAUGUUUGCUGCUAAAUUGGGAAUUGUAGGUCUGUGGACUGGCCUGUUAAUAUCAGUCCUUCUUCAGGCAGUUUUCCUUAUUGUCCUCAUCUUCAAACUGGACUGGGAAAAAGCCUCACAAGAGGCACAGAUCAGGGCUGGUGUGCAGACAAGACAGACGGAUAUUGGUGCACAAGAAGAGAGUAUUAAUACUGAGAACUAUGGUGAGAACACUGCUACAGAUGUGGACAGGCUAGUCGCGGAGCCUAAUGUGGAGCUGACGUCAGGGAUGUUGCUGCGUAGGGGACUGGCUCUGGCAGCUAUGCUUGCUUUACUUGCUGCUGGUCUCAUGACUAAUGUCUUUCUAAGCAGUUGA